UGCAUUAUUGUAGAGGCUGGGCUUAUUACUUUUAACACUGACUUGUCCUAGCAGGUAGCUGGUAGAAUUUAUCGCCAAAGACCAGAAACAUGCACUGUGCCAUCUUAAAGGCAGAAGCAGUGGAUGGGGCUCAUGUGAUGCAGAUCGUCUGGCAUGACGGGGCAGAAUCCCUCUACCCCGCAGUAUGGCUGAGAGACAACUGCCAGUGCUCAGACUGCUACCUGCAUUCUGCAAAAGCUCGGAAACUUCUCCUGGAAGCUCUCGACGUGAACAUUAGAAUCAAAGACUUGGCAUUUAACCGGGAAAAGGUUUAUAUCACGUGGCCCAAUGAGCAUUACAGUGAAUUUGAAGCUAACUGGCUGAAGAAAAGAUGCUUUUCCCAACAGUCCAGAGCAAGACUCCAAGGAGAAUUGUUUUUACCAGAAUGUCAGUACUGGGGCUCAGAGCUCCAGCUGCCAACUCUGAAUUUUGAAGACGUGUUAAAAGAUGAUGAGCAUGCAUACAAAUGGCUCUCCAACCUCAAGAAAGUAGGCAUUGUGAGACUCAUUGGAGCAGCUGACAGACGCGGGGAGAUCACAAAACUUGGGAAAAGAAUUGGCUUCCUGUACCUCACAUUUUAUGGACAUACUUGGCAAGUGCAGGACAAGAUUGAUGCCAACAAUGUGGCUUACACAACUGGAAAGCUCAGUUUCCACACUGACUACCCAGCCCUCCACCAUCCACCUGGGGUUCAGCUGCUGCACUGCCUAAAGCAAACAGUCACGGGAGGUGAUACUGAAAUCGUAGAUGGGUUUAAUGUGUGCCGAAAGCUCAAGGAAAAGAACCCUCAGGCCUUCCACAUUCUGUCCUCCACCUUUGUGGAUUUUACAGACAUUGGAGUGGAUUACUGUGAUUUCUCUGUGCAAUCUAAGCACAAGAUCAUAGAGCUGGAUGAUAAAGGCCAAGUGGUUCGCAUCAAUUUCAACAAUGCAACCAGAGAUACGGUCUUCGAUGUACCCAUUGAAAGAGUUCAACCUUUCUAUGCUGCCCUGAAAGAGUUUGUUGACCUCAUGAACAGCAAAGAAUACAAGUACACCUUUAAGAUGAAUCCAGGUGAUGUGAUAACCUUUGACAACUGGCGCUUGCUUCAUGGUCGCCGUAGCUAUGAGGCAGGAACUGAGAUAACUCGCCAUCUGGAAGGAGCUUAUGCUGACUGGGAUGUAGUGAUGUCAAGGCUACGCAUUCUUCGACAGAGAGUCAAGAACAGAAACUGAAUCUCCUGGCCUUAAAUUGUAGUGCAAGUCCAGUGGCUGAUGUUGUUAUCUAAAGCCUGGUUAUUCUCCUAUCCUGACCAGCAACAUUUAUAUAUUAAUGUCUUUAAAGCUGAACAGGUAACUUCUCUCAUCAUACUAUUCUUUCUGCAAUCACAUUGAAUGUCAGCUUGUUAGAUGUCCUGAUAGAGGGCUGGCUUAAGGUGUCAUUCUGCGGCACGUGUGUUCUGACUUCCUUUGCUUUCACGAGUGUCACCAGAAUACAUUUAGUUUUGUAUCAAACAAAUCUCUCUGAUGAAUAAAACUUUUCUAUACAUAAAUAAAUAUUAAAAUAAGGCUUGUGCUUCAUGUAAAAGGUUUUUAAAACAUGUUCCUGCUCAGUUGCCUACAUGGUCUCAUUUUUCGUGACUGCAUUUGUUAAGCAUGCUUGGAAAAUCUUUGCAUUUUCAAAGAUAUUUUUUCUUUCAUAUUGCAGAAUUUUGUUGCUCUUGCUUACAGAGACUUCACUCACUUGAUAAUCCCAACAUUGCCUGACAUACUUAAAUCAAAACAGUAAGCCCAAGUAUUCCAAAUUAAAAGAAGAAUUUUGUCUCCCUAAAUUUGUUUUGGCUAAAGAAAUACCCCCAUAGACUGACACCGUUGCAGUUAUCACCUAAAGAUGGAUCACUUUUUCUCAUUCUUGGCCUUCAACUCAUGUGAAAGAUGUAGGCAACCUAUUUGAGUGAACAAGAUGUCUGCUUACCUCUGGACAGCCUUACCUGCCUGUUUCAUCUUCCUACAUGGUCACUACCCUAGGGAGGGGACCCAUAGCACAAAACUGUAGUCUAUUGAGCCUCCUGUAUCAGUGAGAUAAAGAAGCUUUGUGAUUCUAAUUUGCUGAGGUUCUGGUAGUAUUCACAUAUUUCGUUUUGUCAGCCUGUUCUAGAAAUCUUUUUUAACAUUAAUUAAUUUUAGUAUACAAAGCAGAGGUUUUUGUUGAGGCAACAUCAUCUUAAUACAUAUACAUAUUUCCAUAUUAAUUUCUCUAUGCCUCAUCUCCCAUCUUGAUGUUUAAGGCUCUUAGCACUAUAUUAAAUAAGAAUGAAAAGAGUGAGCACCUUGACUUCAUUUCUCAUUUUAGAGUAAAAUCUCUGUCUCGCUCUAUUUAGUAUGUUGUCAGUUAUAGUUUCUUCAAACCUUUUAUUAUAAGACAAUACAUAGGCUUUUUCUGAGUCUAUUAAGACCAUGUGAUUCCUAGCAUGGCUUACUUGUGUGCUGUACUAACAUUUAUCUCUUUAUGUGUGUAUUGAAGUCACCCUGUGUCCCCACAACAAAACCAACUUUGUCUGAAUGCAUAAUUUUUUUUAAAAAAGUUCUUAAAUUCCUGUCAGAAAUAGUCCCUGUUCCCCUUAUUAUGGGAAACCAAUUGGUUACUGAGCUACCACGGGCUACAUCCGAGCAGAGGUUCUAGGUUUUAUCCAUACAUGGUCCUUGGUGGAGUGUCAGUCUCAGAAAAGACCCCUGUGCCCAGAUAUAUUUGGUCCUUGUGGAGCUCUUAUCCUUUCCACGUCAUACUAACUCCCCCUUCUUUCGAACUCAAUGGCAGGCUCUUUGACCUCCUCACCCCCCAAGGGAGGAUCAGUCCUGCUAGGCCACAGAGAUAACUGAUAAAACAAGGUCAGAUGAAAGGGGAAGAGGUCCUCCCCAAUCAGUAGACUUGGAAAGGGGCAGGGAGGAGAUGACAGAGGGAGGGUGAGAUUAGGAGGGAAUGAGGGAGGGGGAUACAGCUGGGAUACAGAGUUAACAAAAUGUAACUAAUAAUAAAAAUAAACAAACAAAUAAAUAAAUAAAUAAUUUUUUUAAAGUUCUUAAAUUCAGUUUACAAGAAUUUUUGUAAUAAGUUACAUCUAUUUUCUUUUUUUUUCUAAAUAGAUGGUAAAUUUAUUGUUUUUUCAAGAAAUGCAAUUAAUGUAAAUAUAUACAAAACAAAAAAAACAGAUCUUGUUUUAAUUGUUUUCAAAGAACAGACACUUGCCUUGAGCCUUAAUCAUGCAGCAUUAUAUAUAAUAUUGGGAAACCUGUGGGCACAAGUUGGGAGCUUUUGUCAUCAGGAAAAUUAGUCUGUAUUUUUUUGUUCGUUGAUUUAUUUGUCUGCUGUUUUGGUGGCGUUAUCCAGUUUUGGCAUCAGGAUAAUGCUGGUUUAGCAGGAGUUUGUUAGUGUGCCUUCCUUUUCUAAUUUGCCUACAGUCUAAGAAAUACUGUCUUCACCUCUUUUGACAGUUUGGUAAAAUUCAGCAGAGCUUCCUUCUGACUCUGAGCUCAUCUUUUAGAAACAGAUGUUCUAUAUAUGUUUAAGGUCUUUAUAUCCUCUUGAUAUAAUCGUGGUAAGUCAUAUGUGUCUCAGAAGCCAUCCAUUUCUUUUAGAUUUUCCAGGUAUUUUUUAAAUGCAAAUUAUCAAAGUUUUCACUAGAAUCCCAUAAUUCAUAUGAAAGCAUAAAAGACCACAGAUGUCUGACACAGUGUUGAAGGUAUGAAAUAUUUGUUUCGUUGGAAUCAUUGUAAUAUUCUUCUUUUCAGCCCUAGUUUAAUUAAUUUGGGUCCACAACUCAUUAAUUUCUACCCUGAUGCUUAUUUUCUUUUUCUGUGGUAUGCAUCUGUUUGUAGAUCUAUGUAUGUAUGUACCCUGGAAGUCCAGAAAAGGGAGUGAGAUUCCCUGAAGCUAGGGUGAUAGGCCACUGUGAGCCUUAGGACAUGGGUACUGGAAACUGAAAUAACAGGAUACUAACUGCUGAAUCACAUUACAGCCCCAUUUUCACUGUUUUUUGUUUUGUUUUGUUAUGUUUUGUUAUUGGAACUGGGUUUCUCUUUGCCUUUUUAAAGCCUUAAGGUGUAUUGUUAGGAUAUUUAUUUUAAACACUUUCUGAUUUUCUUUUUAAUGAGAGUACUUACAUCUAUAAACUCUUCUCUUAGAAUGCCUUAGCUACAUCUUAUAUCUUCUGAUAAGUUUUACUACUUUUUCAUUUCCUUCUAAAAUUAUUUUUUUUAAUUUUUUCCCCAAUUUCUUCAAGGAUCCAAUAGACACUCAAAAUGCAUUGUUCGAUCCUUAGAUAUUUGUAUAUUUUUUUACAGUUUUUAAUUAAUUUCUAGUUUUAGUUUCCUAUGCUCUAAUGAAUUACCAAAAAACAUUUAAAUUAUUUUGUAUUUGUUAAGACCUGUGGCCUAGUCUGUGUUCCCAUUCAGGGGUCUGGAUACUGGAAGUGCAUAAAGAGACAACAACUGUGGCCUCUAAAGCACUGGCCAGCCUAGAGUGCAAUGGCUCUACUGGCUGAAAUAGGCACACAUACAAAGUAGUCUGAGAUCCCUAAUAUAUAUGGACGUGUGCAAAGUGGCUGUAAAAUCAUCAUCUGAAAUUCACAUGCUUAGUAGAGUAACCAUGGCUGUCUGGAGAAUAAAAGAAGUGGCUGAAUGCAGUCCUGGUAGUGGGAUAUCUCUGUAUGGAGGAGGACCAAUAGCAUCUCCUUCUCUAAGGAGGUCUGUAGAAAGCUUACUGGUGAAAGCUCCUGGUACUUUUUUACAGGGCAGGCCUUGGGGUCAAUACUGAUGAACACUAUAAAAAGUACAGGAAGUCCAUGAAAUUUAUGGGACUAUUAAGGUUCCAGUGACAUCCUCUUCUUCUUCCUUACCGAGCAGGCUACAUGGGAACAUGCUGGCACUGCACAUGGCAUAGGCUGACAGCCACGGGCAUUCUUGUUCUUUCUAUCCCUCUUCAGACCUCAGCUAAGGGAGUGUCUCAGUGGUUCUUUGUCUGAAAGUUAUUUUCUUGCUUUUGCCCCCACGGUGUCAUUAUAGGUUCUUAAUUAUAUUCCUCAGCUCCCUCAAAGCUAACGCUAAACAUUUUUGUGUAAGGCUUUCAAAGUUUUUGAAAAGAAGUAAAGAGAUUACAAAUAUCUCCAUCCCCUCUUCUUUGUGACAUGGUUUCUACACUAUUUUUUAAAAACUAUAUAAUUCAUGGUAGCUGAUAAAUGAAAGCAAAUAAUAUCUAAGAAAAUUUAGAAUUGGAUAAUGAUUCUGUUUCUUUAGUAUAUAACUCCUAUAGGUAUUUCUAUAAUUCUGUGUAUGACUUUUUCAAGAUUGAUACCAGGUCUUGCUUUGGUGAAAGAUUACUCUUUACCAUCAAUACUUUUCGUUGUGACCAGGAAUGAGGUCAAAGUCUUUUAGACAUCAUUAAUUGCUAGCUAUCACAAGCAUUUCAUUGUGGUUCUAGUGCAUCCAACAUUUUAAAUACACAGCCUGAAAUCUGAAAGCAAAUUUGUACAGGGUGUGGGAUAGAAAUGGGAAAAUAUGUUCUUUUUUCAUAUGAUUAUUUAGAUUCGUUUCAUUCUUUUCUCUAUCUGUCUUUGCCCCAUCAGUGGACUGAAUGUGAGAUCUUGCCAUGUAUGAUGUGUUUCAAAACAACUAUGGGGGGAAGAAAUGCAGCUUUUUAUUAGUGUGUUAAAUGGGAAAUAAAACUUAUAUGUCAAGAAAUAAAAUGGUAUAUUCAUGUU
Molecule: messenger RNA, 5773 nt
Organism: Psammomys obesus (fat sand rat)
Lineage: Eukaryota; Metazoa; Chordata; Mammalia; Rodentia; Muridae
Gene: Bbox1
Product: gamma-butyrobetaine hydroxylase 1
Exons: 7
Coding region: 90-1253 (387 amino acids)
Biological process (GO): carnitine biosynthetic process
Cellular component (GO): mitochondrion
Molecular function (GO): iron ion binding; gamma-butyrobetaine dioxygenase activity
Source: RefSeq, a predicted model, not a curated record